CGCUGUUUUAAUUCGUUUAUUUUUCGAUCAUUGUGCGGCGUCAUAUUGGUAUGUGUGAUACCCUAUGAGCUGUCAUGUUAAAAUUUUUAUCACCCAAACAAGUGCACCCCGGAUGGGAUAAUAAUAGCAUUGCCCGCUGUUAGUCGCUGCUGAUAAGCAGAAAUCUGGCUCCAGCAGAGCCACUCAAAACCUCCAGCAGAUUGUUCGAGUAAUGGAGAAUCAAAAAGUAGUCACGGUGCGUGGUCCAGUUCCUCCGGCUACGUUGGGAUACACUUUGACGCACGAGCACUUUUCGUUGGAUUUCAGCAAUUUUUAUUCGUCCGCUCCGCUGGAGUUGGAAGCGUAUGUCAGCAGUAAAAUUACGCUGCAAAAUGUGGGCUACAUACGGCAGUAUCCGUACAGCUGCAAGUAUAACAUUAAUUUCGAAGAUGAUGAUACUCACGAAGCGGUCAUGAAGGAUGUGAUGAGCUUUAAAAAGUUCGGAGGAGGUUCGAUUGUGGAAAAUACGUCGCAUGGAUUGAAUCGAGACCUGCAGCUUAUGUUAAAGGUUUCGGAAGCAACCGGCGUGAAUGUUGUGGCAGGAACGGGUCAUUACGUGCACGGUGUGCAACCGGAAUCGGUCCUCAGUAUGACUAUCGAGGAGAUGUCCGAUCUGUACACGAAGGAGAUUCUGUUCGGAGUACCGGUUCGAGGCAUUGGCAGCGGAACGGAAACUGUAAAUUGUGGUGUCAUCGGAGAGGUGGGCAGCAGUUGGCCAAUAACUGCGUUCGAGCGAAAAGCCAUUCAAGCGACGGCAGAAACUCAAAGUGUCCUCAACUGUCCGGUCACGUUCCAUCCGGGUCGUGAGCGAGAUGCACCGUUUGAAAUCGUUCGUGUCUACCUGGAAGCUGGCGGAAAGGCUGAUAAAUGCGUUAUGAGCCAUUUAGAUAGGACUAUUCUUGACGGGGGAGAUCUCCUGGAGUUUGCUAAGCUAGGAACAUACUGUCAAUUCGAUUUGUUCGGCACUGAGUGUUCCUACUAUCAGCUGAAUCCAACGAGCCCCAUGCAAUCGGACGAGCAACGUAUACAGCACAUAUUGAAUCUACAGCAGGAGGGAUUUGAAAAUCGAAUUUUAAUGUCCCACGACGUCCAUACCAAACAUCGAUUGACCUCUUUCGGUGGGCACGGCUACAGUCAUAUACUGACCAAUGUACUGAUGCGUUUGACGUUGAAAGGCCUGGAUCAAAAGACGAUUGAUACUAUCACUGUUAAGAACCCGGCUAGGUGGUUGGCAAUGCCAAAAUAACUUAAGUAUAAUAGUGAUGAAUUAACUUUGAUCAACUGUAUCGUAAUUUUAAGAAUUAAUAAAAAUGAAAAACUUU
This is a messenger RNA of Sabethes cyaneus, 1361 nucleotides long. Its product is annotated as phosphotriesterase-related protein-like. Bases 212 to 1285 code for a protein of 357 amino acids. Gene Ontology annotation, molecular function: zinc ion binding. Gene Ontology annotation, biological process: catabolic process. NCBI's taxonomy places the organism in Eukaryota, Metazoa, Arthropoda, Insecta, Diptera, Culicidae. The transcript is spliced from 6 exons. The record is from RefSeq and is a predicted model, not a curated record.